CGCCCCUGUUAGAGCUACAACAAAAUGGCGGCGUUCCUGCAGUGGAGGAAGUUCGUGUUCUUCGAUAAAGACACGGUGAAGGAUCCGGCGGAUAAUGGAAAGAACUUUGUGCUUCCGAGCGGGAUAUCGGCUUGUGACUCCGGCCGGGGUCACAUUGUCCUGGGAGAUAUGGACGGCAAGAUCUGGCUUUUGACACGCUCCCUACAGCUGACAUCUUUUCAGGCCUACAAGUUGCGGGUAACUCAUCUCUAUCAGCUGAAGCAGCACAGCAUCCUCGUAUCAGUGGGGCAGGAUGAACACGGAAUAAACCCUCUAGUAAAGGUCUGGAACCUUGAAAAAAGAGACAGUGGGAAUCCUCUGUGCACUAGGAUUUUCCCUGCAAUCCCUGGCAACAAACCGACUGAAGUGUCUUGCCUCAGUGUACAUGAAAACCUCAACUUCAUGGCUAUCGGCUUCACAGAUGGCAGUGUGGUUUUGACCAAAGGUGACAUCACCAGAGACCGUCACAGUAAAACUCUGACUCUGCAUGAAGGAACCAGCCCGGUCACGGGCCUCGCUUUCCGCCAAAUGGCAAAGGUUACACAUCUGUUUGUUGCCACUCUGGAGAAAGUCCACUGCUACACCCUGUCCAUCAAGGAGUAUCCUAAAAUAGAGCUGGAUACACACGGCUGUGCGCUGCGCUGCUCUUCCCUGUCAGAUCCCUCCCAGGACUCCCAGUUCAUCGUGGCUGGUGAGGAAUGUGUGUACCUGUACCAGCCUGAUGAACGAGGGCCCUGCUUUGCCUUCGAUGGACACAAGCUGUUGGCCCACUGGCACCGCGGAUAUCUGUUUUUACUCAUCAGGGACGCAAAGUCACCCAACAAACCAGAGUUCAGUAGCAGGGAGAGCUCUCCAUCAGACAAACAGCUUCUGACCAUCUAUGACCUGGACAACAAGUUCAUCGCCUACAGUGCCUCUUUUGAUGAUGUCAUUGAUGUGGUGGCAGAGUGGGGCUCCUUCUACAUCCUGACCAGAGAUGGAAAAAUGUUUGUUCUUCAGGAGAAAGACACGCAGACCAAACUGGAGAUGCUGUUUAAGAAGAACCUGUUUGUGAUGGCCAUAAACCUGGCUAAGAGCCAGCACCUGGACAGUGACGGCCUGUCGGAGAUCUUCAGACAGUACGGUGAUCACCUUUACCUUAAGGGAGACCAUGAUGGUGCCAUCCAGCAGUACAUUCGCACCAUCGGGAAACUGGAGCCGUCAUACGUCAUCAGGAAAUUCUUGGACGCGCAGAGGAUCCAUAACCUGACCGCAUAUCUGCAAGCCCUGCACAGGCAGUCACUGGCUAACGCAGACCACACCACGCUGCUGCUCAACUGUUACACCAAGCUGAAGGACAGCUCCAAGCUGGAAGAGUUCAUUAAGAGCAGUGAAAGUGAGGUCCACUUUGAUGUUGAGAUCGCCAUCAAGGUUCUUCGGCAGGCCGGCUACCACAGCCACGCUGUUUUCUUGGCUGAGAAACACAUGCACCAUGAAUGGUACCUGAAGAUCCAGCUGGAAGACCUCAAGAACUACCAGGAAGGGCUGCGUUACAUUGGACGUCUGCCUUUCGAACAAGCUGAGAGCAACAUGAAGCGUUACGGCAAAACGCUGAUGCACCACAUUCCUGAAGGUACCACGCUUCUUCUGAAGGGUUUAUGCACCAACUACCAACCCAGCGGAGACUCUGCUGAAAGAGACAGCCUGGAUAGGGGUCGGGUCAACAAGGCCAACUCCGAGGAAUUCAUCCCAAUUUUUGCCAACAACCCUCGGGAGCUGAAAGCCUUCCUGGAGCACAUGAUCGAGGUGGACCCCCGUUCUCCCCAGGGUGUGUACGACACACUGCUGGAGCUCCGGCUACAAGACUGGGCACACGAACAAGACCCUGCGAGAAAAAAGGUGCUGCAGGGUGAAGCUGUGUCUCUGUUGAGGAGUGACAACACCGUGUUUGAUAAGGCUCUGGUCCUCUGCCAGAUGCACAACUUCAAAGAAGGUGUCCUCUACCUUUAUGAGAAGGGCAAACUGUACCAGCAGAUUAUGCACUACCACAUGCAGAAUGAGGAGUAUGGAAAAGUGGUAGAGGCCUGCAAGCGCUACGGUGACCAAGAGGGUUGCCUUUGGGAGCAGGCGUUGGGAUACUUUGCCAGAAAAGAAGAGGACUGCAAGGCCUACAUCAGUGAGGUCCUACAUCACAUUGACCAAAACAACCUGAUGCCUCCAUUACUUGUGGUGCAAACACUGGCACACAACUCGACAGCCACUCUCUCCGUCAUCAAGGACUACCUCAUCAAUAAGCUGCAGAGGGAGACCCAGCAGAUAGAGGACGAUGAACGCAAAAUCCACCAGUACCGCGAAGAGACGGCUCACCUCCGCUCCGAGAUCCAGGAGCUCAAAACAAGCGCUAAAAUAUUCCAGAAGACCAAGUGCAACAUGUGCAACAGCCCCCUGGAGUUGCCGUCUGUUCAUUUCCUGUGCAGCCACUCCUUCCACCAACACUGCUUCGAAAGCUACGCCGAGAGCGAGGCCGAGUGCCCGACGUGCACUCCAGAGAACCGCAAAGUCAUGGACAUGCUGCGUGCCCAGGAUCAGAAACGUGAUCUGCAUGACCACUUUAACAGACAGUUACGCAGCUCCAACGAUGGGUUCUCUGUCGUGGCUGACUAUUUUGGUCGAGGAGUGUUUAACAAACUGACUCUGGUCACCGACCCGCCUGGCAGCAAAACCGUUGGGAGUCUGGAAGUCAACCUGCAGAGAGACAUUCUCAUCCACACCAAGAGAAACUCUUAAAAAACCUCAUCUUGUGAUUAUGGUCUGAAUCCUACCUGAGCAGGCACUUAGUGUUGAGCUUCACGUCAGCGCAUGCUCUCGACCAUAUGUUUCACUGCACGCCGGGACGCCACUUUAUUUAGCAGCGAAUGCAAGCUGCCUGCUUUUAGUACCCGUGAUGGACCUAUUUGCAUAAUUGUGUUCCUAGUCACGAUUCACUGGGGACUGUAUAAAUGUACUUUAGUUUAAAACAUGUAAUACUGUGUCUUAAAACCUUACUGAAUUACACAUUGGAGAAGAUGCGUUUGCUUGUACUAAUUAAUAAUCUUGCACAUAACACUCGAAAAUAGUUCAACCGUCUGUCAUUAAUGAAAUUAUUUGAUGCCUGUCCCUCUAAGUGGAGGAUUAAAAGUGUGAAUAAAGUCAUUAUUAAGUGAA
This is a messenger RNA of Sebastes umbrosus (honeycomb rockfish), 3222 nucleotides long. It is a transcript of the gene vps11, whose product is annotated as VPS11 core subunit of CORVET and HOPS complexes. Gene Ontology annotation, molecular function: protein binding; protein-macromolecule adaptor activity. Bases 25 to 2805 code for a protein of 926 amino acids. The record is from RefSeq and is a predicted model, not a curated record. Gene Ontology annotation, cellular component: HOPS complex; endosome. The transcript is spliced from 16 exons. Gene Ontology annotation, biological process: vacuole organization; intracellular protein transport; vesicle-mediated transport. NCBI's taxonomy places the organism in Eukaryota, Metazoa, Chordata, Actinopteri, Perciformes, Sebastidae.